This is a messenger RNA of Carlito syrichta (Philippine tarsier), 612 nucleotides long. It is a transcript of the gene NUDT8, whose product is annotated as nudix hydrolase 8. The transcript has 3 exons. The annotation marks the transcript as partial. The record is from RefSeq and is a predicted model, not a curated record. Gene Ontology annotation, molecular function: coenzyme A diphosphatase activity. NCBI's taxonomy places the organism in Eukaryota, Metazoa, Chordata, Mammalia, Primates, Tarsiidae.
AGCCUCGCGCGCACGGGGCAGAGGCAGACGGUGCCAGCCGGGCGCCGCCGACACCCGAGAGCCCCAAGACCGGACGUCCUGUGCCCGUUCAGCUUCCCAGGCGGCAAGUGCGACCCCACCGACCAGGACGUGGUGCACACCGCCCUGCGGGAGACCCGGGAGGAGCUGGGCCUGGAGGUGCCCGAGGCGCACGUGUGGGGCCUGCUGCGGCCUGUGUUUGACCAGCAAAAGGCCUCCGUGGUGCCUGUGCUUGCUGGCGUGGGCCCCCUGGAUCCCCAGAGCCUGAGGCCCAACCCUGAGGAGGUGGACGAGGUGUUUGUGCUGCCGCUGGCCCACCUGUUACAGACGCAGAAUCAGGGUUAUACCCACUUCUGCCAGGGUGGCCGCUACCGCUAUACACUCCCCGUCUUCCUGCAUGGGCCACACCGGGUCUGGGGGCUCACGGCUGCCAUCACUGAGUUCACCCUGAUGCUGCUGGCACCUGACACCUACCAGCCCCGCCUGGUCAUCCCCAAGCUGCACAGGGGCUGAGGGUCUGGCCCCAGGCAGCCCCGGCCUUCCCCCUGCCCGGCCAGCUCCGCCCUGGGAUUGAAUAAAGAGACUGUGACAAUU